UCACCGGCCGUCGGGGUGGCAGCGGCGGCGACCCCGAGGACCCCGGGCACGCCGAGCGCGCGACACUGCUCGCGGCGAGCCCGGGAGUGAUGGCGAGGCCCGCGCUGGCCGCCCGCGGCUGAGGCGCCCCACCCUGCCCCGCCCGGAGCGGCCCGCCCCGCCUGGCCCUGCCCUGCUCCCUGCCGGCUGCAGCCCCGGCGUUUGCUGGUCGGCGCGGGCAGCCGCCCAGGAGAGGUGCGGCCUCCGCACAGGCGGGGGCCGUCGGCGCCGCGGGGCCCGCCAUGGCCGCGUCCGAGCUCUACACAAAGUUCGCCAGGGUUUGGAUACCUGAUCCCGAGGAAGUUUGGAAGUCAGCAGAGUUGCUCAAAGAUUAUAAGCCAGGAGAUAAAGUCCUCCUGCUUCACCUUGAGGAUGGAAAGGAUUUGGAAUAUUGUCUAGAUCCAACGACGAAGGAACUGCCUCACUUAAGAAACCCUGACAUACUUGUGGGUGAAAAUGACCUCACAGCCCUCAGCUAUCUUCACGAGCCUGCUGUACUCCACAAUCUCAGAGUCCGCUUUAUUGAUUCCAAACUUAUUUAUACAUAUUGUGGUAUAGUCCUAGUAGCUAUAAAUCCUUAUGAACAGCUGCCUAUUUAUGGAGAAGAUAUUAUUAAUGCAUAUAGUGGUCAGAACAUGGGUGAUAUGGAUCCACAUAUCUUUGCAGUAGCUGAGGAAGCUUACAAGCAAAUGGCCAGAGAUGAACGAAAUCAGUCCAUCAUUGUAAGUGGAGAGUCUGGGGCAGGAAAAACAGUUUCAGCUAAGUAUGCCAUGCGAUACUUUGCAACUGUAAGUGGUUCCGCCAGUGAAGCCAAUGUUGAGGAAAAGGUGUUGGCAUCCAACCCCAUCAUGGAGUCAAUCGGAAAUGCUAAGACAACCAGGAAUGAUAAUAGCAGCCGUUUUGGGAAGUACAUUGAGAUUGGUUUUGAUAAGAGAUAUCGAAUCAUUGGUGCCAAUAUGAGAACUUACCUUUUAGAGAAAUCCAGAGUGGUGUUCCAGGCAGAAGAGGAGAGAAACUAUCAUAUCUUCUAUCAGCUUUGUGCCUCAGCAAAGUUACCUGAAUUUAAAAUGCUGCGAUUAGGAGACGCAAAUAACUUUCAUUACACGAAGCAAGGUGGCAGUCCUGUGAUUGAAGGAGUAGAUGAUGCCAAGGAGAUGGUACAAACCAGGCAGGCCUGCACUUUGCUAGGAAUUAGUGAAUCUUAUCAGAUGGGAAUUUUCCGAAUACUUGCUGGCAUCCUUCACUUAGGCAAUGUUGGAUUUACGUCUCGAGAUUCAGACAGCUGCACAAUCCCUCCCAAGCAUGAACCUCUCAGCAUCUUCUGUGACCUCAUGGCUGUGGACUUUGAGGAGAUGUGUCACUGGCUCUGCCAUCGGAAGCUGGCUACUGCCACGGAGACAUACAUCAAGCCCAUCUCCAAGCUGCAGGCCACGAAUGCCCGUGAUGCAUUGGCCAAGCACAUCUAUGCCAAGCUCUUUAACUGGAUUGUAGAUCAUGUCAAUCAGGUUCUCCAUUCUGCUGUCAAACAGCACUCUUUUAUCGGCGUGCUGGACAUUUAUGGAUUUGAAACAUUUGAGAUAAAUAGUUUUGAACAGUUCUGCAUAAAUUAUGCAAAUGAAAAACUACAGCAACAAUUCAAUAUGCAUGUCUUCAAAUUAGAACAAGAGGAAUAUAUGAAAGAACAAAUUCCAUGGACACUCAUAGAUUUUUAUGAUAAUCAGCCUUGCAUUAAUCUUAUAGAAUCUAAACUGGGCAUUCUAGAUUUGCUGGAUGAGGAAUGCAAGAUGCCUAAAGGCACAGAUGACACUUGGGCCCAAAAAUUGUACAACACACAUUUGAACAAAUGUGCGCUCUUUGAGAAGCCCCGUCUAUCAAACAAAGCUUUCAUCAUCCAGCAUUUUGCUGACAAAGUGGAAUACCAGUGUGAAGGCUUUCUGGAAAAGAAUAAAGACACUGUUUUUGAAGAACAAAUUAAAGUUCUUAAAUCAAGCAAGUUUAAGAUGCUACCAGAAUUAUUUCAAGAUGAUGAGAAGGCCAUCAGUCCAAGCUCAGCCACCUCUUCAGGGCGCACACUCCUCGCCCGCACUCCUGCAAAGCCCACCAAAGGCAGACCAGGCCAGGCAGCCAAAGAGCACAAGAAAACGGUGGGGCACCAGUUCCGAAACUCCCUUCACCUGCUUAUGGAGACUCUGAAUGCCACUACCCCUCACUACGUGCGCUGUAUUAAGCCUAACGACUUCAAGUUCCCAUUCACGUUUGAUGAGAAGAGGGCAGUACAGCAGCUGAGAGCGUGUGGUGUCCUGGAAACCAUCCGAAUCAGCGCAGCAGGUUUCCCCUCUCGGUGGACUUACCAAGAAUUUUUCAGCCGCUACCGUGUCCUAAUGAAGCAAAAAGAUGUGCUAAGUGAGAGAAAACAAACAUGCAAGAAUGUUUUAGAGAAACUGAUACUGGACAAGGACAAAUACCAGUUUGGGAAGACAAAGAUCUUUUUCCGUGCCGGUCAAGUGGCCUAUCUGGAAAAAUUGAGGGCAGACAAGUUGAGGGCUGCCUGCAUCCGGAUCCAGAAGACGAUCCGAGGGUGGCUGCUGCGGAAGAAGUUCCUGCGCAUGCGCAAGGCUGCCGUCACUGUGCAGAGAUACGUGCGAGGCCACCAGGCCCGAUGUUAUGCUAAGUUCCUGCGCAGAACCAAGGCAGCAACCAUCAUUCAGAAGUACUGGCGCAUGUAUGUAAUCCGCCGGAGGUACAAGAUCAGGCGGACUGCCACAAUCGUCCUUCAGUCUUACCUUCGAGGCUACUUGGCCAGAAAUAGGUAUCGCAAGAUACUCCGUGAGCACAAAGCAGUCAUCAUUCAGAAGUGGGUCCGGGGCUGGCUGGCUCGCACCUACUACAAGAGGAGUAUGCACGCCAUCAUCUACCUUCAGUGCUGCUUCCGGCGGAUGAUGGCCAAGCGCGAGCUGAAGAAGCUCAAGAUCGAGGCCCGCUCCGUGGAGCGCUAUAAAAAGCUCCACAUUGGCAUGGAGAACAAGAUCAUGCAGCUGCAGCGCAAAGUUGAUGAACAGAACAAAGACUACAAAUGCCUCAUGGAGAAACUGACCAAUCUGGAAGGAAUAUACAACUCUGAGACCGAGAAACUACGAAGUGACUUAGAACGUCUUCAACUAAGUGAGGAAGAAGCUAAGAUUGCGACUGGACGUGUCCUCAGUCUGCAGGAAGAAAUUGCCAAGCUCCGGAAAGACCUGGAACAAACUCAGUGUGAGAAAAAAUCCAUUGAAGAAUAUGCUGAUAGAUACAAACAAGAAACUGAGCAGUUGGUAUCAAAUCUGAAGGAAGAAAAUACUUUGCUGAAGCAGGAAAAAGAGGCCCUCAAUCACCUUAUCGUGGAGCAGGCUAAGGAGAUGACAGAGACUAUGGAAAAGAAGUUAAUAGAAGAAACAAAACAACUGGAACUCGAUCUUAAUGAUGAAAGGCUGAGAUAUCAGAACCUUCUGAAUGAGUUCAGUCGCUUGGAAGAACGAUAUGAUGACCUCAAGGAAGAGAUGACUUUGAUGGUUAAUGUGCCUAAGCCUGGACACAAGAGAACAGACUCCACCCACAGCAGCAAUGAGUCCGAAUACACCUUUAGCUCUGAAAUUGCAGAAACUGAAGACAUUCCAUCAAGGACAGAGGAGCCAAGCGAGAAGAAAGUGCCUCUGGACAUGUCAUUGUUCCUCAAGCUCCAGAAGCGGGUCACAGAGCUGGAGCAGGAGAAGCAGGUGAUGCAGGAUGAGCUGGACCGCAAGGAGGAGCAGGUGCUCCGAAGUAAGGCAAAGGAAGAAGAAAGACCACAAAUUAGAGGUGCAGAACUGGAAUAUGAGUCACUCAAGCGUCAAGAACUAGAAUCAGAAAACAAAAAACUGAAAAAUGAGCUGAAUGAGUUACGCAAGGCCCUUAGUGAGAAAAGUGCCCCCGAGGUGACCGCUCCAGGUGCACCAGCCUACCGUGUCCUCAUGGAGCAGCUGACCUCUGUGAGUGAGGAGCUCGAUGUCCGCAAGGAGGAAGUCCUCAUCUUGAGGUCUCAACUGAUGAGCCAGAAAGAGGCCAUCCAACCCAAGAAUAUAAUGACAGAUUCCACAAUACUUUUAGAAGAUGUACAAAAAAUGAAAGAUAAAGGCGAAAUAGCACAAGCAUAUAUCGGUUUGAAAGAAACAAACAGAUCAUCUGCUAUGGAUGGCCAUGAGUUGAAUGAGGAUGGAGAGCUGUUGCUGGUUUAUGAAGGGUUAAAACAAGCCAACAGGCUCCUGGAAUCCCAGCUGCAGUCGCAGAAGAGGAGCCAUGAGAAUGAGGCCGAAGCCCUCCGCGGGGAGAUCCAGAGCCUGAAGGAGGAGAACAACCGGCAGCAGCAGCUGCUGGCCCAGAACCUGCAGCUGCCCCCAGAGGCCCGCAUCGAGGCCAGCCUGCAGCACGAGAUCACCCGGCUCACCAACGAGAACCUGUAUUUUGAGGAAUUAUAUGCAGAUGAUCCUAAGAAGUAUCAGUCAUAUCGGAUUUCACUUUACAAACGGAUGAUUGAUUUGAUGGAACAACUCGAAAAACAAGAUAAGACUGUCCGGAAACUGAAAAAGCAACUGAAAGUAUUUGCCAAAAAAAUUGGUGAACUAGAAGUGGGCCAAAUGGAGAACAUAUCCCCAGGACAGAUCAUUGAUGAGCCCAUUCGUCCAGUCAACAUUCCCAGAAAAGAAAAGGAUUUCCAAGGAAUGCUGGAAUACAAGAAGGAGGAUGAGCAAAAACUUGUUAAGAACUUGAUUCUGGAACUGAAGCCACGUGGUGUAGCAGUCAAUUUGAUUCCAGGGUUACCAGCGUAUAUCCUGUUUAUGUGUGUUCGACACGCUGACUACCUGAAUGAUGAUCAGAAAGUAAGGUCGUUGCUAACAUCAACAAUAAACAGCAUCAAAAAAGUAUUAAAGAAAAGAGGUGAUGAUUUUGAAACUGUCUCCUUCUGGCUUUCUAACACAUGCCGAUUUUUGCACUGUUUGAAGCAGUACAGUGGAGAAGAGGGCUUUAUGAAACACAACACAUCUCGCCAGAAUGAACACUGCCUCACCAAUUUUGACCUGGCUGAGUACCGACAGGUGCUAAGUGACUUGGCCAUUCAGAUCUACCAGCAGCUUGUGCGGGUGUUAGAGAACAUCCUUCAGCCAAUGAUCGUCUCCGGAAUGCUAGAGCAUGAAACCAUUCAGGGUGUGUCUGGCGUGAAGCCCACAGGGCUAAGAAAGCGAACCUCCAGCAUUGCUGAUGAGGGUACCUACACACUGGACUCCAUCCUGCGGCAGCUCAACUCCUUCCACUCAGUCAUGUGUCAGCACGGCAUGGACCCCGAACUGAUCAAGCAGGUGGUCAAGCAGAUGUUCUACAUCGUGGGGGCCGUCACACUGAACAACCUCCUCCUACGGAAGGACAUGUGCUCCUGGAGUAAAGGCAUGCAGAUCAGGUACAAUGUCAGUCAACUAGAAGAAUGGCUGCGUGACAAGAAUCUGAUGAACAGUGGGGCUAAGGAAACCCUGGAACCUCUCAUUCAGGCUGCUCAGCUUUUGCAAGUGAAAAAGAAAACAGAUGAUGAUGCAGAAGCCAUUUGUUCCAUGUGCAAUGCUUUAACUACUGCCCAGAUUGUCAAAGUGUUGAAUUUGUAUACUCCAGUUAAUGAGUUUGAAGAAAGAGUCUCUGUGUCAUUUAUUCGUACUAUACAGAUGCGUUUACGAGACAGGAAAGACUCUCCUCAGCUGCUCAUGGAUGCUAAACACAUCUUUCCUGUCACCUUUCCUUUUAACCCAUCUUCCCUUGCACUAGAAACCAUCCAGAUUCCAGCCAGCCUGGGCCUGGGAUUCAUAUCACGGGUCUGAAAGUGAUAUCAAGGAAAAUAUUGACAAUACAAUACUUGCCUGAAAUAACCCAUUAUUUCAAGUGAGCUACUGAGAACACAUUUUAAAAGAGAUAGUACUUAUUAUCUCCCAAACAAGGGGUUAUUGACUGGAACUCCCCCUAGAAUACUUUUCAUCAUCUUGGAAAGAAAGAUAGGCUCCUUUGUGCUGUGUUACCUUUAUAACAACACUCAUCCUUGAUCAGUUAGGUAUCUGCAGUUGACAUGCAGGUGAAUGAUGGAAGGAAGGAAAAAAAUGUGUCUUCAGCUGCCAGCAUUUAUUUUAAAUCCUUAUCACUGCAUCUAAAUGAUAUCAAAAACCUAAAUUCCAGAUAUGAAUAUGAGCUGUUGUUAGAAAGGUACCAAUAAGGAACCUCCUGUGUGCUAACCAGAAGAAUUGAAAGAAAAAUCACCACUGAGUACAUAUCAUACCAGUUUAGGAAUCAAUUAUGUUGCUACUGUCCAACUGGAACAAAGAAAUAAACUGGCAAUAUGUAAAGUAACUGGCCAAGUAGCUCCCUUCUAUGUGUCACUAUGAUGUAGAGAUUUUAAGAGAAUGUUGGUUUGCUAUAGAGCAUGGAAGUCCAUUUGUACCAUAGUUUACUGAGCAUUUUAAAUUGCUGCUACAUACUAUGUUCUUUAAGAUGUAAGCGAUAUUCAUAUUAGGCACUACAACAAUAAGCUUCUCUUUUAUCAACUCUGUUUACAGUUCAAUCAGGUCAGUUUUAACUGGAUUAUGUGCACAUAGCUACAGAUUCACCUGCACAAGUAGCAGACACUGGGAAGUCAUGUAGUAAUAUGACACAAUGUUUGACAUUUAGGGAUAGGAUUAGGCAAAGUGGCUGUUGUUGAUAUCCUUUAUUCAGGAUGUGUUACAUUGAUGUGCUCAUUAAUUUUCCCCGGGCGCAUAUCACAUCAGGGUACAGUGUUCUGUGAAGUGACCUGUUUUUAGUUAUCAGAUCUGCUUCCUGCAGUGCAUAUUUUCAACCUUGACAGGUUUUCUUUCUUCUUAAUUUAUUAAGAAUUAAUGUCAGUCAAUAUCUAGAGAGGAUUGUGAGAAUAUUCAUGAUUUAGGUCUUGAAAUCUUAAUUAUUUUAUAAAUUAUGCAAAAGAAAGUAUGUAAUAAAUUAUGAUUCCAUUUUUUAGGCUUUGCAACUUCUAUAAAUGUUCUCAGUACCACUAGAUACUUUAAAGAGCAUCAUAUUAGAAAUACAUUGACCUAUAUAAAAAUAUAAGGAGAUUGCUGAAUUUUACAGAGGAUUUGGUUUAAUAAGACCCAGGUUCUAUAUGUUUUCAUUCUGAAAUUCUAAUUAAACAUAGUCUCCAUUUUUCCUACAAAUCUUAUACAAUAAAUGUUUCAGGUUGUGCAAAAGCAAAUUCUUAGCUUUCUUUAGAAACUCUGGUUCUGAAUUACAAUCAUAGAUUUAUAUAAAUUAACUAUUAGAUCUAUAAAAAAAGACAUCUUAUUAAAAUAUGUGCAAUAUUAUAAAUGCAAGUAAAACAUUUUCAAAUCAGUGAUAAAUAUUGCUAUUAAAAGAUAAAUUCUGUCUCUUAACUUAUUUGGGCCUCAACUUCCUCAUUUAUUCAGUGAGGGUGUUAGACAGCUGGUUCUUAAGGUCCCUUCCACAUCUGAAGUUCUCUCCUCACCAUACCUGAACCACAGAGAAGUGAGCUGCAGGUACUCAGUAAGGUUACCCUCUAAUGGAAAGACUAGUGUUUGGUGCCUGUUAAUUUUGAGGGAUUAAUAAAAUGUAAAAUCACAGGUUUGUAUAGCUGUAAUCUUUCUUAAAUGUACAUGAUUUAUGUACACGCUUUUUCAAAGUUAAUGAGUUUAGGUAGUUUUUAUUGAAUUGUGUACUGCUGUAUUCAGUUUGGAUACAUUUAUUCAUUUGCAAAACCAAGAAAAAUACUAACUCAAUCCGAUUCUCUCUAUUUUCCCUGGUUGUCAAUGUGCUUUUCUAUGAACUGUUGAAACCACGUGGUUAGUACUGAAUCUGUCAGAGUCUUAAGAGCAUAGAUGGGACUUGGGUGGGAGAGAUUCUCCAAAAAAUGCCACCGCGGGCUUCCCUGGUGGUGCAGUGGUUGAGAGUCCGCCUGCCGAUGCAGGGGACACGGGUUCGUGCCCUGGUCCGGGAAGAUCCCACAUGCUGCAGAGCGGCUGGAUCCGUGAGCCACGGCCACUGGGCCUACGCGUCCAGAGCCUGUGCUCCGCAACAGGAGAGGCCACAACAGUGAGAGGCCCGUGUACCACAAAAAAAAAAAAAAAAAAAAUUGCCACCGUGAUUGUAGGCUCUCCUCCUCAGACCUAGAAAUCCUCCCGGGCCCUUUCCCAGCUCAGUCCUGUGUAGCAUGUCCUGUACACACCCUGAGUCUUGUCAGGUCUUCAGGAUCACGCUCUAGCUUCCACUGCCACUGCAGCCCUUUAUCUUUCCUUCAGACAGCUCAUAUCCUGAAGCAUGUCUUGUCUGGGCCUUUCUCUCUCUCCUGUCUUCCAUCUUUCUGCUGCAAAGUGCUGGAGCCUCUGUUCCGCACCUGGGCCAGAGUCUCUCCUGUUCAGGGAUGGCCACACAAAGAUUAUGAUAUUUCAGGGCUCCAACUUCCUCCAAGGCCUAUCUAGAACCCCAGAAGCGGAUCUGAAUUAAUUUCUCUUAGUGGUCUGAAGAUCUUUAGUCAUAACAGAAAUAUCUUACAACCAGGGAACCCCAAGUCCUGAUAAGUCAUUCUGUGUCCUACUUCUUGAGGAUGCAGAAAUAUUCUUCUGACUGUGGGUAUCCUUGGCCUCUGAGGACUGCUCCCCUUUCCCUUUGUCCACCCACACUUUCUCACCCAGCUUCAGACACACCUGCACCAGCCCUCCACUCUGCCCACCCACUCAUUAUCUACUCACUCUGUCCCUUCCUUCAGCCACAUCCUGUGUCCCAUCGCCUGUCUACUCACCUGCUCUGACUCUUUUGAAGGCUGUGGGUGAAGGCAGUCCUCAGUUGCCCCACUGGCCUGCCUGGGGGCUUCCCUUCAGGCCAAUCUUUGCAUGAAUUCUUGCUGUUCUCACUUCUCUGCAGUACGAUCUUUAGCAUUAUCACUAAUUUGCUUUUUCAUAAUUCCUCUAUGACAUACAAUAGGAAUUCAAAGAAAGAAUUAUUUGAGAAAGCAGCGGUUCAUUGUUUUAAUAGCCCCUUCUCAAUAGUCUCCUCCCCACUCACUGUACAGAGGAACUCAGCUCACACCUUGGAAAGCAAAGCUGAAAAAUUAGAAGCAGUUUCCCUUCUUGUAGCUUUUCUUAGGUUAAGGCUUUGCUCUGCCUGAGAGUAACUAUAAUGAAGGGGAAAGAUGAGUAUGGGGUAAACUCCAUGAAGUGUAGCUUCAUGAUUCCUUUGGAAGUUGUGAAAAUGCACCUGACACUUCUUUCAUCAAUUGCAAAAGUACAACAAUAUAUAUUCCAAAGCCAACUGAUAGGAGAUUUGGGGAUUUGGGUCAAUUUUUGUCAUUUACUUUAUUAUUUCCUUCAUUUUAAUAGGUAAUUGAGAGUUGUCUCUUUCUGGGUAAGUGAUUAUGUAUAAUAUAGAUCAAAUCUUUUAAUAACAGUGGCGGAGGCCGUGAAAAUAUUUUAUUAGAAUUUCAGUACAGUGAUUGUUGUGAGAAAUGACUUCCCUGGGAACCCUAGGUAAAAGGGCAUCUGGCACCAUCCUGAGAUGUCCUCAUAUUCUCUCUCUCUCUCUCUCUCUCUCUCUCUCUCUCCCUCCCUCUCUCUUUCUUCCACGCACACACAGAGUCUUAAGUAUCUUCAACUGUUUAGAAUAAAACAGAAAGCAAAAUGUCAUGUGUAGCCCUUCAGUUCUCCUGGUGAAAGGUAAUGUAGAGACAGUACCUUGUGUCUGGCUAUGCUUCACUUCAGCCUUUCUCUGUUACCUCAUUGUGUCCUCACAGCAGCCGAGAAGGUAGAAGGGCAGGUACUACAGUCCUUAGCUGAUGAUAAUUUGAGAGAGAGAUAAGGGCAGUGACUUGCCUGAAGUCACUCAGCCCUCCAGCUGUGCUGUCUUCCCAUAUGCAGCAGUGGCACUGAGGGCACAUGCGGGGCAGCAGACUUUAGAGAGUCCUGAAGUUCCAUUCUGUUCCCCCUGGUACCUGUGGGGUGCCCCAGUCCAGCAAGAGGUGCUCCUUUUCCUUAUCAGAGUUGGCAACUGGCAUAUGGGAGGUGAGGACAUGAUGAGUACCAAGUUCUUGGUGCUAAUCAGAUGGGGCGCCUUGUGGUUUCCUCUUUGCUGUAGUUCCCUGCUAUAACUAGGUUUGGCUUUUGUAAUGAAUCAGUGCCCCCCUGGAGGGUACAGUACUCUUGUUUUGGUCAUUAAUUAGUAGCAAGCACUCCCAGCCUGACAAGAAGCGGUGAGAGCCUCCCAAAAGGAAAGAGGAAGGUCGCUCUCAACAGACAGCCCUCAGAGUCACGGUCAGAGCCACCAGGUGAGCUGUGCAGCCUGCAGAGAGCCUGCAGAGAACCUGCAGCUGCAGGCCAAGCCCCUGGGUCCCUUCUGAGGGCUGUCUCCCAGGCAGGCCAUACAUAAGUCAGUGUGUAUUUGAACAUGACGGUGUGUGCAUGCUUCCAGUGUUGGCUUUGGAGCCAAGAGGUGUGCUGUGUGCAUGUGUGUUAGAGAGGCUCUGUGUAUGGGUAAGUGCAUUGUGAUUUCUUCUCAGGCUGUGCUGUGAGGGCCGCCUUAACCCCUGCUCCCUUCCCUCCUCGAGCUGCCUUAAGUUCUCUGGAACUUCUCCUCUGUAAGGGGAUGUCUUGCCUGGAAAGGAUAUCCUGCCCUGUUUCUCAAGGUGUUGUGAGGGUUUGGGUGGGUGUGGCCUCCUUUCUUCCUUCGUUCCCUUUCUGCAUGACCCUCCCCUCUUGUUACUUCUCCUUCCUUUCUUUUCUCUCAUUUCCAAACAGGUAUUAGAACUGUGAGGCAGCAGCGAUCUCAGAUCCAAUGAAAUGUGGUCUGAGACAGUGUUUCCUGAGGUUAGGGGGCUCUGUGUUACAACUAAGCAAAUGAAUAUAUGGAAGAAGUAUAGAGAGAAGUUAGAUUCUUGGUAAUAUUUAAAUGGCUUGUUUUCCACUGAACUGACCUAUGCUUAGUAAAGCUAAAAGGUAUAACUGAAAAUCUUCCAUGGACAUUCAUUAAAAAAAUUUUUGAGAACCCUUUACCCAUAUCAAAGAUGGAGUGAAAAUAGGAAAGAGUGCUAUAAAUUCUAAUUCAUUGUGUUCAGUAUUACCCUAAAUCAAGUGAACCUGAGGUUACAGUAGAUUUCUCAAUAGAUCAGGAACUGAAAAGCACUAUGUAAAAUAUCUGCCAAAAUGCAUUUUAUACAUUUUUUUUAAAUUUUAUAAUUUGGUCUAGCUAAAAUGUUCAUUAGCUCAAUUUAAUGGGUGUUAUUAGAUUCAUUAAGAUGUCUGAAAAUGAUUAACAUUUCCUUAGUAUUGUAAUGUUUCUUGAAAUAGUUGAAAGAAAAAUGUUUUUUGAGUUGAAUCUGGUAUGUACAAUUCAAUGCUUGGUCGGUCAGUACAUUUUCAUGGCAUUUUUCAGAGUCAGUAGUUUUAAAUAUCUUAUUGUCAUUAUAUGUUAUAAAAACUUGGUCAACAUUUCAGGCUGUCUACAUCACUUGAGCCAUUUAAUUUUAUCCAACAUAUGCUGAAUUUUUCCUUUAAAUGUGGGUAUGUGUGUUAUAAUUUAUGAUUCCUAGUUAUGUAUUUUUGUGGAACGCUGGAGUUAGGUUGAUUUUCAUGUGUCCUUGGAAAAUUUAAAUUGCUCUAACAGUGUUGCACAGAAAUGAGCUUAUGACAUUUAAUAUAUUGUAUUUUGAUUCCUAACUUUAAUUGUUAACUUACUGUGAAAUGGAUAUGCCUUUUAACUACAAUGACAUUGGACAUUGCAGUUUUUCAAAUGUUUUCCCUUGUUGGAUCUGGAAAAGAAAUUCUACUCUGAUCUACAUAGAAAAAUAUGAUAUAGUUAAUGUUUGAAAAGUUCUUAGGUAAAAUAUUCAUCCAUUAAAAAGCAAAAGUACUGAGAAGUGAAA
Molecule: messenger RNA, 11980 nt
Organism: Mesoplodon densirostris (Blainville's beaked whale)
Lineage: Eukaryota; Metazoa; Chordata; Mammalia; Artiodactyla; Ziphiidae
Gene: MYO5A
Product: myosin VA
Exons: 41
Coding region: 282-5915 (1877 amino acids)
Biological process (GO): vesicle transport along actin filament; actin filament organization
Cellular component (GO): cytoplasm; vesicle; myosin complex
Molecular function (GO): ATP binding; actin filament binding; microfilament motor activity
Source: RefSeq, a predicted model, not a curated record